Molecule: messenger RNA, 3089 nt
Organism: Paramuricea clavata
Lineage: Eukaryota; Metazoa; Cnidaria; Anthozoa; Malacalcyonacea; Plexauridae
Source: the annotation of a GenBank genome assembly
AGAUGCCCAACGAUUUGUUGGACGGCUACGAGAAGACAUCCGUAGUAUUGGUGCAACUCUUCCAAACUAUUCAAGCUCUUAAAUACAACAAUGUUGAGGUUUUCUCAAGCUUAUGUGUACUAAAACUGAAGCAAAUUGCUUGUUCACCAGUGUACUGCUCAGAAGAUGAGAAACAAAUAUUAAUAGAAAAUGACCAAGAAGAUUGCAACGAUUCUGUGAGGAAAUGGUAAGAACAAUUGGUACUGCCGUAUUGUUAUAGAUAUAGCUAGUGCUUUAAACUAAACGUGAUUGUUUGAUUCGCAGUCACGUGGAUUCAGAUAUAUGCAACGUAUCCCGCCGGGCAACAAGUGAAAAAUUGGUGCAAACUCCGAACGGCUAUACGUACAUAAAUCCCAAAAUGUAGUAAAUAGUUUAGAAAGAACAAUUUUCCAGUUUACAAAAAGACUAAAGUAGCUAUCUAACAGAGGAGAGGCAGGUUCAAGAUAAUUUACAUUAAAGAGUUUUAUUCAUGAAACACAAUUGUUUUGUAAACGUUCGUCACUUUAUCUCUGUCGCUAUAUAUACAGCUACAGUAAUUAAAAAAAGGUGGUUCUUUGCAAACCUUAAACUCGAAAUUUUAAAUUAAACGUUAAACUCUGAGCGCGCAAAGCAUAAUGGGAGCACAAAUUUCAAGUUUAGUGGUUGAAUAUUGCAGCUGUUUGUGAGCGAAAUGUUUUCGCAUCGCACGGCUAUGAUCGCAGGGAGAUAUUUACCGUGUCUCUAAGAAAUGGGCUCCAUAUAUACUUUCUGAAGUAGAGUUUAAGGUUUUAGAGUUUAAGGUUUGCAAAGGACAACCUUUAUUAGCCUUUUCCCAAGAGAUCACAAUGCAUUCUGUGAUCGUUUUGAGGGACAAAAUAUAUGGUGACAGGCGUCAAAUAUGUGAAAGAGUAGAAGUAUCUACUAUCAAAUAUGAACUUUUUAGACGACCAAAAAUGAAAUAUGGAAUAUUUUUACCUUAAACUUUUAAUUUAAAUAUGUGCUGCCAUAUUUCAGUUUUCCCUCCAACAUGGGAUUUGCGCGACUAGACCCAGGACUUUGGGAAAUAGCUAAUUGAAUUAGCUGUACAACAAAACAUUUAAUGUCUGUUUUCUCGGGAAAUAGAUUAUUUGGUUUCCUCCAGAACAUCUCAAUUUUACCCUCAACGUCGAAACGACCUUUUAACAUAACCAAGCCUCAAGUUAAAUUUUCUGGUUAUUUUAUCUAUAACAUCCUACCAUAAUCUGGUUAAAGUAUAACCAGAAAGCUGGUUAUAUUUGACCAGAACGUCCUUGUUGAAAUAACCAGACCAUGUUAGAGCCCUUGUCAUUUAUCAAUUUAGCAUAUUCAGCUUACUAGUUAAUCAGGAAAAUUAUCCAUACUAUACAUAGUAUAGAAAAGGUUAAAAUAAGCAGGAAUGUUAAAUUAACCAAGAUAAGGUUAAUUCUAGGUUAACCAGGAAAAUGUUAACCAGAGUGUUUUUAGAUCAAGUUUAAACAAAUAUUGUUAGCCUGCGGGCAGUCCCAUGACGUCACCAACAACAACCAAACCACAGAAUAGGAAGUUAUACCAGAAGCGUAACUCGAGCAAAUAUUUGUCCGCGUUUUUACAAGCGAUUCGUCAUCAAUCACGCCAUCCUGGCUAGUACAACCGGCACUUUGUACCUACCAAAUCCUGAUAAAAACUUCCGGCUGUACUAGCCAGGAUGGCGUGGCCUGACGUGAGCGAGUUAAAAUUUUCAUGGACGUCAAACAAUAAGGGAAACGACUAGAGUUACGCUUCUGGUAUAACUUCCUAUUCUGUGACCAAACGAUGAAUCCAUGCAUAUGUUUUUUCAAUACAUUUAUUAAUUCUUAGUUUUAUCUUAUAGCUUCGACGAACCCACAUCACAGUUACAAAUUACCUCUGAGGUCAAAAUUAUCUUCGACUCCCUUAAAGAUCUCUUGAAAUCAAAUUGCAAGACGUACCCGCAAGGUUCCACUGCCCGAACACAACAGGCGCCACCCACAAUCAGCCCGAUUUCUUUGGCAAAUUGUCAGACUGUAAACUUCUAUCUGCUAAUCAUUGCUUACAUGUUGGUAUUACUUAUCGCUUAAUUAAUCAAAAUAUAACCUUUCAACUUAUGGCCCAUUUUCAUGAGCCCAACAACAAUUCAAUUAUAAUGUUGCACACAAUAAUUAUGAAUUUUAAUCAACAGAGUAAAAUUAUAUUCAUUUUUAGAUUAUUUACAUUAUCUAAUUUCACGAUCAGUAAUUUUUAAUACAAAGAAGUCAAUGCAGACAAUUGUAGUUUAUCUCUCUAAAUUAAAAAUAAUGCCAUUUGGGCGUGGCUAUGAAAGUUGAGUUUGGUAUUAUUAUAUUGGCAUAUAUAUGAUCAUGUAAUAUUUCAAUAUCACAGACAUCAAUGAAAAAUCAUGCGAAUCAAAAUGGAAAUCAAUGUUCGGAUCAAAUUAUUAUUAUAAUAACUUUUUUUGGCGUACAGGAUUACUUUACGGUCAAAUUUUAAAAAAAUACUUGGCACUCUUCUCAAAUUUAACCAUUAUUAUAUGCUCCUUUACAUAGCAAUGUGUCUGCGUAUUAAAACAUUGCUUCACAGGCAAGUGGGUUAACUCCCGCUUCCUGCCUCGGGCGAAAAUAAACAUGCAUUAUUUUUUUAUGCAUUAAAACUUUAUAUAAAUGACUCGUAUAGAUUGAACUUCUAUCUCACUACACAUCAGUCGUGAUUGUAAUGCUUUAUGCAAGCAAACAGAAACACAAUAUUUUAGUUGAAGACUUCAAUUUCUGUCGUUAAGAAACCGUUUUGACCAGCAAGAAGGUUCUUUGCUUGUUUACUGCCAUGAGCAUAACCCCGGGGGAGCUGAUACGUGUCUCCAAAAUUACUUUGCGACUGAUUAACUUGAGGAUUGGCACGAAUAAUCAGAUCAUGACCUUUACCAAAGAUCGAUCCAUAACUAGGGUGGCAGGCGAUUGCUUUGUGUUCCUGACCUUGCUUGACGUUGGCAAUAAAUGGAGCAAGGUUGUCUUUGUUGCGCAGGGAGAAUAAAAAUGACGCGUUGGAAUAUUUCCAAGCACCAC